Messenger RNA from Morchella sextelata, 645 nucleotides. RefSeq lists its product as uncharacterized. The transcript has 2 exons. The record is from RefSeq and is a predicted model, not a curated record. Bases 1 to 645 code for a protein of 214 amino acids. Lineage: Eukaryota; Fungi; Ascomycota; Pezizomycetes; Pezizales; Morchellaceae.
AUGUCCGAGCGCCAAUCUAUGCCCGCAAGUCGUGUCCAGUCCGUAAUAGGCCGCGGCCAAUUCCUUCCCCUACGCCUCUCCCGCUCCACCCUCUUCACAGACCUCGAGAUCACGCGGAUACUCCACGAAGGCAACCUCCUACAACCCCCACCUCGAUGUCGCUCCCAUUCCUUAGCUGCGGCUGUAGAGACUCCAAGUGCGGGAGUGAGUAUGGUCAGGAACGUCUAUGAUACCCGGAUCCUUGUGCCGCCGGGGGCGAGUGUCAUGUAUUUCCACCCCGGGAUGAAUGAAUAUCUAGUCUUCAACCCCGCUACCGUCGAUCGAACAGAGAAUAUAACGACUACAAGGGGGGACCGGAGGGAUAUGAACGUCCUAGAGAAAGGGAUGGAAAUUAUGGCUAGUAUUUGGCGGAGGAUGCGAGAGUUCGGGAAGAGACUGGGGCAUCAGGAUGAGAUUGCUAUCGUGGAAAUGCAGAAUAAUGAUAGUUUUACCACGGUAGCGGUGUCUAUCACAUCGACGUCUUUGAAUCCAUUGAAGUUUGCGUUCACAAAGUUUUUUAAUCGGUGGUUUCCAGAAAGUUGGUGGGGAUCGAGAACGGAUAGCAUGUUGCUGCGGUUUUCGAUGAUUGUGUUGGCGAAAUCGUGA